ACUCACGGCUAUAACACACAUGGUGUCUAUGAUUGUAGCAUUCAUAACCACAACAACUCAUGAAGUCCCAUUAGUGAAAUGUACACGAUGGCUGCAUAUAAUUGAUGGGAUAUAUUCUUCUCAUCAAUUGAAACAACAUGAUGAAGGACACCUACAAUACAGCUGACCAACAUACACAACUUAUCAUUUCAAACAUUUAGGUAAAGGUACAUCAUAGGCCGGCCUACUGGACAAGAUAUUUCCGUCUAGCCAUCUUCAGAGAGACGAGCACCAAUAUGAAAGCAAAUGUGAGGCCAAUUAGUUUUGCUGACUGUCAGAACGUCUUUAAGAUUAUUCUGCUUACUGUAAUGGCUACAGCGUUUUGUAUCCUUGUACUAUUUACCCUGGCAGACAAAGAUGGCACAAGAAUUUUGGUAGCCUCGGAUCACCUAACCAUUGAAACACAUGUUGAUGCUUCCCAAGGAGUCGAGGCAGCUCAUGGAACAGAUGACGAAUUUAAACCAAUGAAAGGUGUCACAAAGGUCAUUGUAUUAGGAUAUAAAAGAGGGGGGACAUCUUUCUUUGGAGAGCUACUCCAUACAUACCCUAAAACCCAAUAUCUGUUCGAGCCGCUUGUUGGAGUCUAUGCUCAUAUGUAUGGGGGUGUGACUGUGCCGCCAUGGAGCAUUAGAGCCUUCGCUAAUGGAACGAUACGUGAUGCGCCUGAUUACGAAGUGAACUAUAUAGCGGAGACACUUAACAAAAUGUUUAACUGCGACUACAACUCUGUCCAUAUUGAGAACUUUAAAAGUGACGGUCCACUACCCGCAAUUCAUUCAGUGUCAUACAAACAAUGCAUAAAACAGAAUGGCCUCAAAAAAUGGCCCAACAUUACCUAUAGUCAUUGUGAUAGGCCUACCUAUAUGAAUGAUAUUCCUCCAGAGUGUGUUAACCCAGACGUCUAUGACGAUAUUUCACUACACCAAGGCAACAAGAACAGAACAACUAUAAUGCAACAUUUCAACACAUAUAACUCAAAGGUGAAGCUCAAAUGGAAUCGUUUGUUAAGAUGCACUGACGAUUUGAGAAAAAAUUGCUCAGAAUCUAAUCAAAGAGUUUAUAAAUUGAUUCGCAUGAACAUGAAGACUGCUGUAACGCUCUUGGAAAGAUAUUCCGACAUUAAAGUGAUACAUUAUAUCAGGGACCCUCGAGGUAUUCAGAAUUCCAGGGUCGACACUGUAACAUCUUUUGCAUUUGAGGAUAGAAUGACCCUUGUAGAGUCGUCUGAUUUACUCUGUAGACUGAUUUGGAACGACAUUCUAGUUGCUUCAAGACAACCUCUGCAUAUUGCUAGGAGGAUACUACAGGUGAGAUACGAGGAUGUUGUUAACGACCCAAAGAACACAAUAGAAAAAAUUGACGAAUUUCUGGAUAGAGAGUCACAACCAGAGAUGCUUGACUGGUUGAAUUUGAAUACUAAUUGUCCGAAUAUGACACAAACUUUGUCAGACAGUCAACCAUUUGCCUUAUGCAAAAAUGCAUCUUACACUAUGGAUAAAUGGCGCGAACGCCUCAGUCCAGAAGACAUAGCUGGGAUAACUAAGACAUGUUCCAAUGUUCUCAAGCAUUUUAAGUAUUCAUAA
This is a messenger RNA of Owenia fusiformis, 1622 nucleotides long. Lineage: Eukaryota; Metazoa; Annelida; Polychaeta; Sabellida; Oweniidae. The record is from the annotation of a GenBank genome assembly.